UAACUGCACUUUCCUCUCGACGCGCUCUUGAAUCGCUAUAUGAGUAUACGCGCGUAUAAGACGAAUUUUCCAGGUGAAAGGCGCUGGAGGUUUAACGCGCUCGAACACUCGGUCAGCUGAGACGCAAUAGAGCUGGAUGUAUAUAGGUAUGGUUACACUGAAGAUUGCGCAAAGGAUAUAUCGUAUAGCCACUGGGGGAUACACGAAAUGGAGAUCUACUCAGCCGGGAGAUCGGUAUCCGGGGCUCUGCGGUGAUCGGUUGAUUUAGACAGAUUAUGUUGUUUUGCGUGAGAUUGCUUGAUUCAGAGUUGUUGCUGCAAAACUAGAAGCUUAUUUAUGCUGUAGAGAAACGCAAAGUUCCUUUAUGAGAAAUUAUAUAGGUUUGAAUUUUCUCUAAGAAGAACAAAAAUUUUCCAAAACUACAAAAGAGCCUAAAGGGUAAUUACGAGAUUCUUCGUUAUUACGAAAAGCUUCAGUAGGGGGAAAAUAUAUAAUAGAAGACAAAACUUAAAGUAUCAUUAGUUGUGUUCUAUCUUUGACUAGAGUGCGUUCCCAUGAAGAAGUGUGAAAUUCAGCCAUGAAAACAAUUUUCAUAUGUUGCUUUGUCAUAAUGGCUGUUACUGCCUUUGGCCAAACGCAAGCCGCACCUGACCAAGCCAAGCGAGAAAAAAGAUAUUUAGCUAUAGAAAGAUGCCCAGAAAAUUCACCUUCCGAGGAAUGCAUUACUUAUGCAGAGGAAAAAUCCAAAGGAAUUAAAUUGUGUCACACGUUUGAAAUGAGGAUAAACCGCAUAUACUGGCAAGGGUGCGGAACAGUUUUUUGCGGUGAGAAUACUAAACUCGUAAAAAAGGACUUGAGCAUGCCGUUUCCCGAUUGCUGUGAAUAUUGUCUAAUCAUUGAUGACAAUAAAGAAGCUUAUGCUUCUGGUACUUUUUAAACUGCUGAAUCCUAUUGUAAAUAGUUGUUUUAUAAUAAAAAUAAUUUAUAUUUAUUAAUAUAU
Messenger RNA from Nasonia vitripennis (jewel wasp), 1000 nucleotides. RefSeq lists its product as uncharacterized. NCBI's taxonomy places the organism in Eukaryota, Metazoa, Arthropoda, Insecta, Hymenoptera, Pteromalidae. The transcript is spliced from 4 exons. Bases 578 to 937 code for a protein of 119 amino acids. The record is from RefSeq and is a predicted model, not a curated record.